GUGUGUAACGCAAGAGUGGCUGUCCCGACUUCUUCCAGAUAACUUGCUCAUAGUUCAACUAAUUUACAGAAAACGUUAACGAAUUGAGGCGUGCGUUUCCAUAACUAAUUGGAUCCAUGUUUCCCUAAAAUUUAGAAAAUAGCGACAAUACCUUCUUUGACAGCUUUGACAUGUGCCUAUAUAAUUGUAGUGGACCAAAUCUAAUUACUUCCAGUGAUAGCCUUUAUAUGCGGACUUAUAGUGAUAAUACUAAUGAUAAUGGGAUUGGCGUCUACCGAUUGGCUAAUGUCAGCCGGAUGGAGACAGGGACUCUUCAUGCAUUGUAUAGAAAAAGAUGCACCCCAACCGCUGCCUUUCAACAUGAAGAAUCCGCCGGGGUGUUAUCAGUCUAGAGACAAAGCUUACAUCAGAGCAGCAGCUACUUUGUGCGUGAUAACACUUCUGACAGACCUCGUAGCAACGGUUCUUACUGGACUGGGUUUGGCGACGAAAGAACAUCACACCAAAUUCAAAUAUUAUAGGUUCGCAGUUAUCGUUAUGGGAUUAGCACUGGUUUCUAUCCUCAUAGCGCUGAUUAUAUACCCGGUGUGCUUCGCUGCCGAGUUGACUUCUGGUAACCGAACGAUAUGGGAGUUCGGAUGGGCGUACGGAGUGGGCUGGGGCGCCGCCAUUUUCCUCUUCGGAGCAGUUAUCCUGUUGAUGUGCGACAAGGAGAGCGAAGAGAUCUACUACAAAGAAAGGAAAAUCGUGCACGACAACGAUUCGCGUGCCUAGUGGCCACAUAGUCUGCCCGACGUUGUUCUCUGAUCGUAAAAGGACUCAUGUCGCUUCUCUCAGAGAGUGCGCAACGAAUGAGAGAUAUGUGUGAAUGGUGUGCUUGCCUGUUAUCAGUUAUUGGAUGUCCAACGCUGAUCAGUUUGAUUAACUGAAGUUCGUUUUUGUUUUUUCGUUUUACGUCGAGAUUGUACAGUUUUAGUUUUAAGUUUUAUUUUUUGAUACUUCAGAGAGGUAUACUCGUCUUGGUCUCUAGUUAGUGUCUUCAUUUUUGGUUCAGUAAGUUGGAUAACGUACAAAUUUGUCGGAUUUUUAUCUUCCAUUCUGUACUUGUUAGUAUGAGAAACUUUCAUUUUUAGUCAUAACCUGGUGGAACAAUAGUUGAUAGUUUCGUUUUUCAUUUAAGAUGCUUUUUGCUUUACAGAAAUCAUAAACCAUCAUAAAUCAAAAAACCAUAAAAGUACAUACAAAUAUAAAUAUCAUUGCAGUAAAACGAAAACAUUGUUGUCAAGGUUGUGAUUCUUUAUAUUUUCUCAUCAUUUUUCUUCAUCUAUUUAGUUUAAUUUCCGUACGCCACUGCAAGAUACAGGUUAAGGCAACAGCGUCAGUCAUUUCUGAGAAUUUAGUGCUUACUAUUUUGGAAUCAUAGUAUAGAUAAGGAUAAUAAUAUUGUGUGAUUUCUCGUUCCAUAGUUCAAUUAUUUAAAAUUAAUUGAGUUGAAUUGCCAACAAAUUUUGUUGCCGCCAAUUGGUUUGUCUUCUGCGAAUUUAGCCCUGGAUCUUUGCGCCCAAGGGAUGGGGGGAAUCGACGAUGAAUUUAUUAAAGAUAUGGUCCAAAAAUAACCACUUUUUGAACUAUACUAACCAGAAUAUCUGACGGCAGUCAAUAGCUAAAUUAAUUACGAAGUGAAAACUGGGAAUCGUACACUGUGACCAUAAAUUUUACAAUAAAUUAAUCUUACAUUGGUUGAUGUGAAUAUUGAAAUUUUGGUGUAAAAAGAGACCUCAGUUCAUCAUUAGACGUGUGUGUGUUUUCAUCUAUAAUAUUUUUUCAAUGAGAGCUAAAAAAAAAUUGGGUACAUUGUCCCACAAGUGGAUCCACGAACAACUAAGCGGCCAAGAGGUCCUGUGACAAGCUCGGAAAUCGAGUCGGAGGACGGUUUCCAGCAAGUGAAAACAAGAUAAACCGCAAAAAACGAAGGCGCAAAGAGGCAACAACAGACAACCACGUGGUUGAGAAAACUUUUCACUUGGUUUAUAUUGGGUUUACUAGGGUUUACUGUUUUCAGUAACUAAAUGAGACAAGUGAUGAUAACUGAAACUGUUUAAUGCUAAAAAUUACGUACGUAGUCAUUGAAACACAAAAACUAAUUGGUUCAGAAAAUGUUUUGUCUUUCUCUAAACAGCAAAAGAUAACAGAGUUACUAACAAUCAAAUAUUCCAAAUUCAAACCCCUCAUCUGUCAAUUGUCACUCUUAUUACAACAAAGUAAGUAUUUUGGAAUUUGUUUUACAAGUUUUCAGGAAAUAUUUCAUAUUUAACUGGUUUUUCAGUUGUACCACAAUAGUGGUGAUUUUAAAACCACUUUUGAUACACCUUGAAACAUUUCAAACUGUGGUUAAAGGAAGACAAUGAAAAGAUAAACCCAAAGCUAUAAAUCACAAAUGAAGACUGCUUUUGUAAAAUCAUUUAUUUUAUAAUUUAUUCAAAAGGUACGUUAGUGAUCUUUCAAUCUUUAUAUGUGAAUUAUUUUUAUGUGGAAAAUUUAUAUUCAAUGGUUCUAUUGAUUUUUGCGUUUUUUUGUUACUGUGACUGUAAUCAAAUUCUGGAAUCUCUUUUCAUUGAUACCAAAUUUUGUUUGAUUAAAUUCAUACACCUCAAUUUUCAUCAACUGUCACGGCCUGACUUGGUAUUUAUUUUUAUCCAAUAAGGCAUUCAAUAAUAUAAUUCUUAUCUGUUAUUCAUAAUUCACUCUUUUUUUUAUUAUUCUAUUUCGACAGAUUAAUUCUGUGGAGUCGAAAAAUUCUCGUAAUUUUGUCAGUACCUGGUACAGUAUGAUCAAACUGAUUAGACUUUUUGAUUUAUAUUCAUUUGCUUGCCUGGUAAAAAAUUAUUGCCAGUCAGCCGUUUUUGUAGUGGUAACAGUUUUUUAUAUGCAAAUUAUCGGAAUAUUAUUCCAGAAAUGUGUUUAUGAAGAAAUUUGGAUACUGAAGGAAAUAGAACCUGAAGAAUUUAAAUAACCCAUACAAACUUCUCAAUCUGUUUUCGAAUAUGAACCACUGAAAUAUUUAUAAGACUUUAAAAUAAUACCUAAUGGAAAUAAUAGUAAAUUGAAUAAAAUGAUGAAAGUGUCAUUUGCUAAGGAUGAUUUUAUCAUUUCAGAAUAGUAAAUUCGAGUAAUUUCCGAUAAUUUUGUAAUGGAAUGAGUGAUGUGCGCGACUGAGAGGCAACCCGGGCAGGCUAGAUGUGUGCAAAAAGACUUAUGUAACAAUUCUUCAAAGAAUACUCCACAUAAACGUGUAUAUGAAUUUUGUGAAACGAGAGGGUAUUUGUUAAAAAGUUAAACUCGUCACAAUCGAGUCGAUUACAAAUAUUUUUGGAUUUUGACAGUGAGUAAUGAAUAUUAAUGUAUGCAAAACACGCCAAAGGAAGAACAUACAUUCAUUUUGAAGGUGUGCACUUCAUGAAGUGUGUGUCGCAACGAAUUUUCAUGAGAAGUUUGAAGUGAAGUUAAUAAAAAAUGUUUCAUAUAAAAGUUUUAGAUAUCAGUAUGUUGGGGUUUUAAAAUUAUUCACAAUAUACAGGGUAUCAAUAAAAUUAUGACAAAUCGAAGCUAGAUUUGUUUAAUGGAAUAUCAUAUUACUUUCCAUAUAUGGAUUCCACUGAUAAUAUGCCGAGCAGUUUAAAAGUAGCCAAAAAUACUGUCAAAAACUGAUCUAUUCAAAAGUUUCCAUUCUCAAUAUAAAUUUAGUUGUGGAGUCUUGUUAUCUUAUUAGGAUAUUUUAUAAAUAUAGUUUUUUCAUUAUUGAAAGAAUAUUCCUAUCGCCAUCCGAAUAAAGAACGUAAUAUAUUUUUUUUAUUAAAAAAAAUCAUACACCACCUUUUCAUUUGAAACCUUGUAUAUUGGUGAAUAGUUUCAAUAAUUUUUUGAUAACUUCACUUCUCCACUUCAAACUUUUAAUUGAUACACUUCCGAUUCUUGAAUAACUUUCUGUUGAUACUGUGUCAAUCGCCAGAAUAUUUAGAAUGGAGUAGUUGAGGAAGUCAAAUCGAAGACUGUUUUUUGAAAUGCUUAUCAUAGUUUUCAAUACUGUAAAUAUAGUUACGAGUUUUCCGCUGAUGGUGGGUAGACACCAAAAAGCAAUUCCAAAAUAUUCAGAUUGGAUUUCUCACUUUCUGUGGCAGUCCAGAUGAAACUAUAAUGUCUUUGAUUAAUUUUUGAUCUACAUAAAAUCGAUUACUGAGUGUAGUUUGUUGGAAGAAUUAUUGCUGUCAAAAACUAAGUAAGUAUUCAUUUGUAGUAAAAACAGAUUCUCAAUUAUUGCUACAUUCAUAUUCAGCAAUUUAUUACAAUGUAUCUCAAAUCGACCAAUAUCCGUAUUAUCGACCUUUUUUGAGGAUAUUCACUUUUCACGAUCUGAAAAAAUAAAAACUGUAUUGUAAGGUGAAAAUCUAAAAAGAUGUCAAUAAAAAGCUCUGAUAUUCUCCAAAAAAUUACUUGUUCGUCCAUAACUCAUAUACAUGUUUGAACAAUAACAAGUAGUGUGUCAAUAUAUUUAGAUAACUUGAUGGUGAAAAUCAAUUUUUGUUUUCGAAUUAACGGGCAUUAAAGUUUAAUUUUUGAUAGGGAAUUAUCGAUUUUUGUACUAAAUUAGAUUUAAGGUUUUUGCGUUGGAAGUGUUGCUCUCGGUUUUGUGUUUCGUCUAUGGCUGCUAUGAUUGUGUGAUAUUAUACAUGAUAUUUAUUUACUCGAGUGAUGCCUACUUUUAUGUAUCUGCCAUUUAUACAGGGUGAUGAAGGCACCUCGAUUGAUUUUGUUGAACUUCUAAUAGAUAUUAUUAUAAGUA
This is a messenger RNA of Leptinotarsa decemlineata (Colorado potato beetle), 4840 nucleotides long. RefSeq names its product transmembrane protein 47. Gene Ontology annotation, biological process: cell-cell adhesion. The record is from RefSeq and is a predicted model, not a curated record. NCBI's taxonomy places the organism in Eukaryota, Metazoa, Arthropoda, Insecta, Coleoptera, Chrysomelidae. Gene Ontology annotation, cellular component: cell-cell junction; membrane.